Messenger RNA from Oryza sativa Japonica Group (Japanese rice), 2091 nucleotides. Its product is annotated as LOB domain-containing protein 30. Gene Ontology annotation, biological process: positive regulation of DNA-templated transcription; hormone-mediated signaling pathway. Gene Ontology annotation, cellular component: nucleus. NCBI's taxonomy places the organism in Eukaryota, Viridiplantae, Streptophyta, Magnoliopsida, Poales, Poaceae. The record is from RefSeq and is a predicted model, not a curated record.
GCCGCGCGAUCGACGUGCCACUGAACGCGGCAGCGGAAUGUGUGCGAGAUCGACACAGUAGUGGUACAGUGUGCGUGUGCGUGUGUGAUGGAUGUGUCGACGCGAAAUGGGAUGGCUAGCUCGACCUCGCAUGCAUGCUUGCUUCACGCAAUCUUCUAGUAGCCCUUUUUAAGAGAGCGAAAGAGCUAGCAGAAAGAUCACAAGGGGAAGAGAAAGGAAGGGCCAGCGAGGGCCGGGUGUGGUUGUACAACCAGCAAGCUAGGCUCUUCUUCCAUGCCGUGGCUUUAAAGUCUCAUCAAUACCACGAGAACAAAACAACACAUAGUAGUAGCAGUACGACAAGCAUGUUGCAGUAGUAUAGUGUAGCCAAAGUACAGGUGCAAGAGAAGAGGAGAAUACUGUCAGGAGGGGAGAAAAAAAGGUUCAAGGAGAAGGAAACAGGGAAAAAAAAGAGAGCAAAAAAUCCAGAGAUGGAAUGGAACUGAAACUUAACCCCUGUGCCUAUGACCUUCCACCAAUAGGACAAGCACCAAAAGGAGAGAGAUCGGGGAGGCGACUUCAGUUUCCAUAUUACGCAUAUGCCCUUCCCUCCUCCACUUCUACCACUGCCAUAAUAAUACCAUCACCAUUCCUCCUCCUCUUCUUCUCUUGCUCUCCUCUCUCGUGCUCCAUCGAUCGAUCGAUCUCUACCAACACAACUACACACUUGUUUACCUAGCUAGAUCAUCUCAUCAGGUAUAAGAGCUCUCGAGAUCGAUCGAGCAAUGAGCUCGGGAGGCGGAGCCAGCAGCGCGCUCGGCGGCGGCGGCGGCGGCGGCGGAAGCGGAGGAGGAGGAGGAGGGCCGAGCGGCGGCGGCGGUGGAGGAGGCGGGCCGUGCGGGGCGUGCAAGUUCCUGCGGCGCAAGUGCGUGAGCGGGUGCAUCUUCGCGCCCUACUUCGACUCGGAGCAGGGCGCGGCGCACUUCGCGGCGGUGCACAAGGUGUUCGGCGCCAGCAACGUGUCCAAGCUGCUCCUCCAGAUCCCGGCGCACAAGCGCCCCGACGCCGUCGUCACCAUCUGCUACGAGGCCCAGGCCCGCCUCCGCGACCCCGUCUACGGCUGCGUCGCCCACAUCUUCGCCCUCCAGCAGCAGGUGGUGAAUCUCCAGGCCGAGCUGACCUACUUGCAAGCCCACCUCGCCACGCUGGAGCUGCCGUCCCCGCCGCCGCUGAUGCCGGCGCCGCCGCAGAUGCCGAUGCCGGCGCCGUUCUCCAUCUCGGACCUCCCGUCGUCGACGAGCGUCCCGACCACCGUCGACCUCUCAGCUCUCUUCGACCCGCCGCCGCAGCCGCAAUGGGCAUCGCCGCUCCAGCAGCAGCAGCACCACCACCACCAGCACCAUCAUCACCAACAGCAGCAGCACCAGCUCCGGCAGCCCUCAUAUGCCACGCUGGCCAGGGCGCCGUCCGGCAUGACGGCGGCGGCGGAGAGCUCGGGAGGAGGAGGAGGAGGCGGCGGUGGAGACCUUCAGGCGCUCGCAAGGGAGCUCCUGGAUCGCCACAGGUCCGCAGUGAAGCUCGAGCAGCCGCCGCCGCCGCACUCUAGAUCAUGAACGACGAUCGAUAUAAUCAAUCGAUGGAGAGCGAGGCGCAAGAUUUGGUGCGGCAUGGACAGAGUUCGCGACGACGAGGAGGAGAGCAAGCAACGGGAUUGGAACGGGCCGGUGAUGGCGAGCAGGUCAGCAAGGAGUAGGUAAGCAGCAAUGGCCGGUUUUCGCGUAUCCGCCUUGUUGUUAGCCGAGGGUGCAAGAAGAUGCCCCACUUGCUGCUUGGUUACAAUGCGGCUUUGCUUCAAUUCUGCAGGCUGCAGGAGAGGAAGGUGGUACGGGGGAGCUUCAGUAGUAGUAUAGCUUUGACAUGUAGGAGUAACAUUUGUCACUGGUAGCAUUUGUCACCGUUCCAUUAAUUGAAAGAUUUUAAGAAGCUUCUGUUCCUAGUAACCGCUGAUAAAUGAAAGAGAAAAAAAAACUGAUUUCAUUUUUUUGUUGCGACUAAUAACUGUGAGUUGUGAUGGUCGUGGAUGAAUUUUUGGGCGUGCUCAUCUUGUAGUUA